AUGGACAUGGCCAUGACAACGCCCCCAGGGAGGAGAAGGCGCCCACAGGCGUCACCGUUGCCUGCAGCCAAAGCCGCGCAUAAAUUUCUCCUCGGCCCUGUCAGUCACGUCUUCGGAGCACAGCAAACUGAAGGGGUCGGGGCAAAGCUGUCACCUUGGGCCAUCACCGUGAAUAGGGAGCCAGAUGCCGCCGUGCCGCUGCCCACACACCACCACGCAGCACAACGGGCGCGUCCACCUCAGCCCCUGGUCGCCGCACGAGUAGCCAACCAUGAAACCUCCAGAGGGAGACCAGGGGAUCUCGUAACCGCCACCAUCCACACCACGAGCAACAGACCGUCGCCGCCGCGAAGCCACAACAUCGCUCCUACGCCUCCCGAAACCAGCCUCGCCGGGAAGCCACCACCACCCACCACUACUGCCAGCAACAAGACAACACCACACGUCGUCGAGCCGCUGCCAGCAAACCCAGCGCACGCCAGGUCCUCCCUGAGCAACGCCGCCACGCCGCCGUCCUCGAUCCGUGGCACGCCGCCACCACCACGGAUCAGCGAGCACUAG
Messenger RNA from Aegilops tauschii subsp. strangulata, 561 nucleotides. The record is from RefSeq and is a predicted model, not a curated record. NCBI's taxonomy places the organism in Eukaryota, Viridiplantae, Streptophyta, Magnoliopsida, Poales, Poaceae.